Manis pentadactyla (Chinese pangolin) is the source of this 2119-nucleotide messenger RNA. RefSeq names its product kelch domain containing 1 (gene KLHDC1). Gene Ontology annotation, molecular function: protein binding. The transcript is spliced from 13 exons. Lineage: Eukaryota; Metazoa; Chordata; Mammalia; Pholidota; Manidae. The coding region runs from base 306 to 1526 and encodes 406 amino acids. The record is from RefSeq and is a predicted model, not a curated record.
UUGGGUUGUACGGCCAAACCAGCGCAACCCCAAGAGAGAAGAAAUCGGCAGACUGCAAAGGGCUGCGCGUGAGCCCCAGCACCGCCUCGCGGCUCAGACCCAAAGCAUCUCUAAGCCGCGCCGCCGCCCUGGGCCGGGCUUCCCUGGCCGGUUGCCAGGCGGCGCAGACGCACUGGUUGCGUCUCCCCACCAAUCUCGACCCUCGACGCGUUCCGUUCGUGCGCGGAGGAGCCGGGCGGAAGGCGAGGCAGCUCGGCGGGCAGGGGCUGCGACGCGCCGACCAGCUGGGCCCAGCGACGGCGCGGAUGGCGGACUCGCGGCUCUUCCGCGUGGCCGAAGAGCGCAGCGGCCACUGCGCCGUGGUGGACGGAAACUUCCUCUACGUGUGGGGGGGCUACGUGUCUAUUGAAGACAAUGAAGUAUAUUUGCCUAAUGAUGAAAUUUGGACCUAUGAUAUUGAUAGUGGUUUGUGGACGGUGCAUCUCAUGGAAGGAGAACUCCCUACCUCCAUGUCAGGAAGUUGUGGUGCUUGCAUUAGUGGAAAGCUGUACGUCUUUGGAGGAUAUGAUGACAAAGGAUACAGCAAUCGACUUUAUUUUGUUAAUUUGCGAACAAGAGAUGGAACCUAUGUUUGGGAAAAAAUCACCAACUUUGAAGGACAACCACCCACACCACGUGAUAAACUUUCUUGCUGGGUAUAUAAAGACAGAUUAAUAUAUUUUGGUGGCUAUGGGUAUAGGAAACACAAUGAACUCCAAGACUGUUUUGAUGUUCAUGAUGCAUCUUGGGAAGAAGAGAUAUUCUGGGGAUGGCAUAAUGAUGUUCAUGUAUUUGACACAAAGACACAUAGUUGGUUUCAACCAGAAAUUAAAGGUGGAAUUCCACCACAGCCACGAGCCGCGCACACCUGUGCAGUUCUUGGAAAUAAGGGCUAUAUCUUUGGCGGACGUGUUUUGCAAACUAGGAUGAAUGAUUUGCACUAUCUAAACUUAGAUACCUGGACUUGGUCUGGAAGGAUUCCUAUUAAUGGAGAAAAUCCCAAACAUCGGUCAUGGCAUACUUUAACACCAGUAGCUGAUGAUAAACUUUUCCUAUUUGGUGGACUAAGUGCUGACAAUAUUCCAUUAAGUGAUGGUUGGAUUCAUAAUGUUGUAACAAAUUGUUGGAAAAAACUUACACAUUUACCUAAAACAAGACCCAGGUUAUGGCACACAGCCUGUUUGGGAAAAGAAAAUGAAAUAAUGGUAUUUGGUGGGAGCAAAGAUGAUAUACUUUCCUUGGAUACAGGUCACUGUAAUGAUUUAUUGAUCUUUCAAACACAGCCUUAUUCACUACUCAGGUCAUGCCUUGACUGUAUUGGUAAAAAUGCUAUAAUUUUAGAAAGUCAGAUAUCUUUAUUACCUCCUAAGCUUCUGCAACAAGUACUCAAAAAAAUAACAUUUUGGGCUGCAGCUAAUCACCGAGAAGAACAAAGAGCCCGAAAAGAAGAAGGAGAAAAUAAGUAUCAGUGGAUCAGUAGCAAUUAACUUGUUAUAUGCUGUCUAUAUUUAAUAUGCUUAAACAUUUUAAUCAGACCAUAUCUCCCAAAUUGGAGGCUGUAUGUAAAUGAUAAAAUUUAAAACACAAAUGCUAUAUUAGAGUGAUUAUAUGACAUGGGAUAUAGGGGAUAAGAUGUUAAUGGCAGAUUAUAUUUAUAUUUGUAAACUAAUUUACUUGUAAGCAGAAAAAAUAUGUUCUAAAAAGUAAGUACAAUUGUAAGAGAUUCUAAUUCACUGUGUACUCUGUAUUGGAAAGAUUAUGCAAAUUUGAGAAGAAUAAGAAAUUACCACAAGGACUUUAGAAAUCCCCGAACUUGAUAGAUGAAAGCACUGAAUAUCAACUUCCAAAAAGAAUACCACUUCUCAAGUCACUUAAAAAUUAUCCAAGGCAUCUCAUUAACUCAUUUUUUAAAUUUCACCUUAAAUAACUGACACAGCUGGCCAAAAUUAUAAAAUAGGGAAACUCUGGUAGGGUAUGAAAUCCUGAACUAUCCUUUUAGCACUUACCCAGUCAAAUAUUCUUAAGCAGCCUCAUAACUUUUCCUCACCUUUGAGUGGGAGAAUAAAUGUCUUCAGUUGUC